GAAACGGAAAAAGUUUCGUGCGAAAUAAUUUUAUUCAUCGUGUAUACUAUAUUUUGAGAAUGUUUGCAAUAAACUAGGCAGAAGAGGCGUGCGGUGAUGUCUAUUAAGUAAGUAAACUUCAGAUAAAGGUCACAGUGAAGUGUGACAAAUUAUUCCACGACCUUUUUGAACCCCUUAUCGAACACAGAAUCAACGUGUUUACCUGUAGCUGCUCUGGGAUAUUAUUAGAAAGUGAACGAACAGCUCCACCACCAGGCGCGGAAUCUGAAUCCAACAAGCACCCAGAUAUAUUGCAUGACUAUUUUAAGGGACUUUAUUACCUGACAGCUUAACUAUGAAGUUUGACGAUAUCUUGGUGAGGAUAGGAGAGUUCGGAUUUUACCAGAAGCGGCUCUACCUGAUUCUCUGUAUACCUGCUAUAAACGUGGGCUGUUACAUGAUGAUGUUAGUCUAUACCAUGCAUAUACCGGCACACAGAUGUAAAAUUCCUGGAUAUGAAAAUGAUACAUAUCUUGAACAAAAUGAAAAGCACAGACAACUGAUAAAUAUAACCAUUCCGCUCCCUGAAGAUCCGCAUUCUGUUCUGAGAUAUGACCGGUGUCACGUCAUCGGACGAGAGAAUAACGUCACGACUCUUAGGAAAUGUAAUGAAUGGGUUUACGAUACAUCAGUGUUCGAAGAAACAUUCUCAUCAAAGGUGAAUUUAGUUUGUGACGAUGCUCUGAAAACCUCCCACGCCCAGAUGAUAUUCUAUUUCGGUGUGUUGGCUGGCGAUGUGGGGUUUGGGUGUGUUGCCGAUGUAUUUGGUAGGAAGAAGGCCUUGGUAAUUUCUGCAGUUAUUCAGGUUGUGUCAGCAGUCAGUGUGGCCUUUGUGUCCAAUUAUUACGUCUUUGUUAUCCUGAAUUUCUUUGUGGGAGCUGCAUGCCAUGGCGUCUUUGUUCCAGCUAGCGUUUUAAGUGUUGAGAUGGUGGGUCCCUCUAAGAGGGUAAUGACCGGGAUUCCUAUCCACAUGUUCUUUGCCGUGGGGCUGCUGUACCUGGCGGGGGUGGGGGCCCUCGUCCGACACUGGCAGUACCUCCAGCUGGCCGUGGCGGUACCGUGCGCUGUUUAUGUCCUCUAUUGGUGGGUGAUACCGGAAUCCCCUCGGUGGCUGCUGUCACAGGGAAGAAUGGAAGAGGCGGAAAAAAUCGUACAACGUGUCGCUAAAGUGAACGGAUUUGACGUAAAGGGAAAUCUGAUUGUGGGAGAAAAAAUUGAAAUUCCGAAAGGAGAGAAGAUUUGGCACGUGUUUAAACACAAAGUGUUGUUUGUUCGGGCAAUGAUAUUGUUCGUUAACUGGAUUGUUAUUGCUAUGGACUAUUACGGAGUAACCAUGCAUGUCGGAAAUAUAGGAGGAAACUUCUACCUGAAUCAGUUUAUUCUAGCAAUUGUUGAGUUUCCAGCAAAAAUUGCCACCAUGCUUUUGUUGAACAGAAUAGGGAGGCAGAAGUUACACUGCUUGAUAAUGAUCAUAGGUGGCGCUGCCUUACUGUGUACCAUAUUUCCAGUUCUCUAUGGCAAGGAAGAGUUGAGUAGUCUGACACUGGUAUUAUCAAUCAUUGGUAAAAUGGGGUCAUCAGCGGCCUUUGGUGUAAUCUACAUCUACACGGCGGAACUCUACCCCACCGUGGUCCGUAAUGGUGCUAUGGGAACCAGUUCCUGUAUCGCUCGAUUUGGCGGUAUGGCUGCCCCUUAUAUAGCCUCAACAAGUGAAUAUGUGAGUGGGAAGUUUGGCCAGGCCUUGCCGUUGGUGAUAUUUGGCGGUUCCGCCGUCACUGCGGGGUUUCUCACCCUCCUCUUACCGGAAACACUUCACAGGAAGCUUCCGGAAACCAUCCAAGAUGGCGUCGAAUUUGGAAAAAAGAAAGAGGAGCCGACCAUGAAUGACUAUUCCAAAAAAAUUAAAACACCACAUCCAAGUUUGUCUUCCUUUGAUAAUACUGCAUUUGAGGGAACUACGUUGUAACAAAGAAGAGGUGUAGUGAAUACAAUACUUCAUCCUUAUAUAACAUUAUAGCAUAAUACAUUUAAAUAUUAUAAUUUGCAUUUAAUCUAUGUCUUAUAUAAUUACAUCUAUAUUCAUGAUAUUUGUAUAUAUUUUUGUAAACGUGUUCUCUUAUAUAUACUAGUAUAUAACUAUAUAUACACUAGACAAAAGUGUUAACGCACCACUUCUUCAUCCUCAUCUGUGAACUGAAGAUUUGCUUGAUCGGUACUAGUAUACUAGUAUUAUAAUUAUAUGCCAUUAUUUCCAAAUCAGUGGGAUUGACAAAUGUCUUGGUAUCAUAAAAACACCCCUGAAUGACAUUCUUGACAGAAAACAAAUUUCCAGAUUGCACUGUGCACCAUUUUUUUUAAAACAGAUAUGCAAUUCUUGGAAACUAAAGGUGGUCCGUUGAGAUUGCCACAGAAGUAGUCCCCCAUUAAUAAAUUAAAUGACAAACAGUCAUUGACUAUCGUAUCGCCUAGUAAUUAUCCGGUACCUUAGUUUCCUUAACAAAUCCACCCAACUUCCGGUUGACCUAGUUUUGUGGAUCAAUUUUUAACUUACUGUAUGCUGGAAACUUAAUGCCCUGGCUAUCUAUAGUAAACAUUUUUAUGUUUGAUAUUCUAGUUGCAACAAUUUUUCAUGUUAGGAAUUCAAAUUUGUUUUAUUGUUUUUAUUUUUCAUUUCAUUUUCUCUAAGGAAACCCGAUGCAGACGCCAUACUGUCUGCGUUUUGCACGCUCUUCUAGCUUCAAAUGCCGCAUACGGCGUAACUUUUUUCUGAGUUUUUAAUUAGUACAAAUGUAAAGAACACCAACACGAAGAAAAAUAGAAAAUGUUUUUCUUCACAAAUGGAAUAGACACGAUUUUAAUCUUUUCUAUAAAUUGGCAACGCUUCAGUAAACAUUGUAUUUAUUUAUAAGAUUUGAUAUUUAUUUAUUUUUUACUAAACUAACAUAAUUAUAAAUCAAAUACAAGUUUUUAAAAGUAAAAUAUUAAUUCUCUUAGGUGGUGCGUUAGCAAU
Molecule: messenger RNA, 3049 nt
Organism: Saccostrea cuccullata (small rock oyster)
Lineage: Eukaryota; Metazoa; Mollusca; Bivalvia; Ostreida; Ostreidae
Product: organic cation transporter protein-like
Exons: 12
Coding region: 335-2005 (556 amino acids)
Biological process (GO): transmembrane transport
Cellular component (GO): membrane
Molecular function (GO): transmembrane transporter activity
Source: RefSeq, a predicted model, not a curated record